GAGGUCGGGGCAUGAAGGCGGGAGCGGGAGGCCGUUCGCUCUUCCACGCCGCCCGCGAGCAGCCGGACCCGCGGCGGGGAGCCCGCCUGGUGUGGGCGGCCGAGAGCCGCGCCGACAGAGGAGAGAGCGCGGCGGAGGGCGGUGGGACAAACGGUGGGCGAGCGGCCCCGGAGAUCUCGGACAAGCUGCAUUGCUCGGCCUGUCAGUGUCCAUUUGACAGCAGGGAGGAGCAGACAGAGCACUACAAGCUGGACUGGCACAGGUUCAACCUGAGGCAGAGGCUGGCGGGAGCGCGGCCCGUCCCCGAGGAGGAGUUUGAGAAGAUCGCAGGCGACAUAUCCAGCCUCUCGGGCUCAGACUCGGAGGACACGAGCUCUGACAGCGAGGAUGACCUCCUGCGGUGCGGGGAGGCCCGGAAGUCCGUGCCAGAGCUGGAGUCGGAGGCGGGGGAGUGCCAGCCGGCCCGGCACAGUCAGCGCCUACUCUUCAGGAACGCCGAGGGCCAGUACCUCUCAGUCUAUCGCUGUGUUCUCCAGGGGAAGCAGGAAGCUAAAGAGGAGGAAUUGGUGACGUCGCUGCAGAAGCUGAGCAGUGAGACGAUCUGGGCUGUGCUAAUGACGGGCGGAGGCCAUUUUGCCGGAGCCAUAUUUCAAGGGAGUGAAGCUCUGCGGCACAAGACCUUCCACCGCUACACGGUCCGAGCCAAGCGAGGGACAGCGCAGAGCGUGAGGGACGGUCAGGCCCGCGGACAUGCGCCCAAGUCUGCCGGCGCAGCCCUGCGGCGACACAACGAGGCUGCCCUGGUCAAGGAUAUACAGGAGCUGAUGGAGAGCUGGUCGGAAUACCUGCAGGAGGCCAGUGCUAUCUUCCUGCGAGCUCCCAGCUACAACCGGGGGAUAUUCCACGGGGGAAAGGGGGUGCCUGGGAUGCUGAGCAAGAGCGACCCCCGCCUGCGUACCAUCCCCUUCGAUACCAGGAGAGCUACCUUCAAAGAAGUGAAGCGGGUUCACGAGACCCUCUCCAGCCUGCAGCUCUAUGGGAAAGACGCUGAUGUGGGUGAGAUCAACAGCCCGAGUAAAAGACUCUGGAAGAAAAUAGUGAAGCCCAGGGCGGAAGAAACCGACUCGGAGAAAGAGGACCAGGAGGAUUCGGAUCCCACCAACGCGCCAUGUCUCCUGGAGACCGUGGAGGAGACGCUGAGCACCGAGGGGCUGCGGGGCCUCGAGGUCUGGCCCAGACACAAACGCAGGAGACGGCGGAAGAAACCGGCAGGAGAGGGCGAGGUGGCCCCGGAUCCCCAGGAGGAGAGGGGCUGCAGGAACCCCCCUCAAGCGUCUCCAUCACUUGUGACAGACUCAGCCCCGACCGAGGAAACCAGGCAGCCAAAGAGUAAGAGACCAGUGAGUGCCCAGGAGCAAGAGUAUUACAGGCUGAGGGACGCCCUGUACACAGCCUGCAAGACUGGAGAUGUGGACUCUCUCCGCAGUUUACUGACGCACCCGUUGCCCCCCAGCGGGGCUGUUGCCCCUCACACUCAGACCCCUGAGACGGCAGAACACACAAUGGAGAGGUCGGGAGAUGUGACAAUCGGCUCAGAAUCGGGGAGCAGGAUGGAGGGCGGUGGGGAGAGUCUGCCAGAUGUGGGGCAGCCAGAUGUGGCAGCCAUGUUGAACGGGAAGCUGGACACGGCUGGAGUCACGCUGCUCCAUGUGGCGUCCGCUGCCGGUCAGCGGUCCAUCCUGCGGCUGCUGAUGGACUCCGGGUGUGAUCCCUCUGUCAGAGAUGGGAAAGGACAGCCCGCCUACGCUGUCUCCGCUGACAAGGAGACCAGAAACGAGUUUCGGAAAUACAUGGCCGAUUAUCCCGAGAAAUAUGACUACACCAGAGCCCAGGUACCCGGGCCGCUCACCGCAGAAAUCCAGUCCAAGAAAGCGGAGAAGAAGCGAGCGCAGAAGGCGGUGAAGAAACAGAAGGAGAAAGAGCAGAGGGAGGAGAGGAAGAGGAAGGAGGGAGAGGAGGACGAGAUGAAGAGAUACGCAGCACUGAGCGACCGAGAAAAGAGGGCUCUGGCUGCGGAGAAACGAUUUGCCUGUCAGCUGGCUGCAGGUGGGGGGACACUGGCUCACGGCAGGCGCUGCUGGCUGUGUGGAGUCAGUUUGUUGGGGAGAAUACCCUUCGAGUACCUGGAUUAUGCCUUCUGUUCCACCCGCUGCCUGCAGGAGCAUCGCAGGACAGGGAGACAGUGACGGGAACGUGGUGGGGGAGACGUCCCUGAGACAUCCCGGGGGGAGCUACAGGGUCCUGACUGACGCUGUGAGUGACAGCGUGGCUGGACAUCAGUGUGGGGGGGGGGGAGGGGGUAGAGCAUCACCCCUCACCACAGCCGAGACCCUCGGCACACUGCAGGGAGGGGGGAGUAAAGGGGAAACGCCAGCGUUUAAGAAUAACCAGUGGGUUCAGGGAUUGCUUGUGCUUUAACGGCUUAGAAUCUCGAGGUGGGAGUGGGGGGUGGUGGGGGGAGAAGAGAGGGGAGCCCGAGAAUGACACCCGCGACCAACUUUGGUGGGUGGUUGGGUUCAUCCAACAACAGAUCAUCAACAUUCCAACGACCAGAGUAAAGAUAAACCAGAGAGUUUGCCAACUGUUUAUGAACUGUGAUAAUGUGGUUAGUGACAUUCACUGUACGUGAGGGGAACAGCUAAGUUUGUGGUGACCUGCCCACUGUGACUGUUUAUUGAACUGAUCCAAGUUGAGUAAACAAGCUUUGAGAUACAAAA
This is a messenger RNA of Callorhinchus milii (elephant shark), 2777 nucleotides long. RefSeq names its product ankyrin repeat and zinc finger peptidyl tRNA hydrolase 1 (gene ankzf1). Gene Ontology annotation, molecular function: protein binding. The transcript has 15 exons. The coding region runs from base 12 to 2246 and encodes 744 amino acids. The record is from RefSeq and is a predicted model, not a curated record. NCBI's taxonomy places the organism in Eukaryota, Metazoa, Chordata, Chondrichthyes, Chimaeriformes, Callorhinchidae.